AUUCAUGUGAAAAUACGAAGCUGGUUUCCUCCUUACGUAAAUUCCCCUCAAAGCAACAAUCCUCUCCUUUUCUCUCACACAAAACAGUGGCAUCCAUCAGUUUUUAAUGCUUUGAUAGCCUCUUCUUUAAGCCAUCCUUCACUCCCCUUUCUAUAUUCUCUUUCAAACCCUUCUUUUUCUCACACACCCCCAUGGCUUUAGCUACGAAAACAACGUCGCUGUUUCUUCUUCUUCUCGCUGUAUGGUGUUUCUUCAUAACACCAUCAAAUUCAGCCACCGAUUCCUUCGUUUUCGGUGGCUGUUCGCAGCUUAAAUACACGUCUGGCUCACCUUAUGAGUCCAACGUCAACUCCAUACUCACUUCCCUGGUCAACUCAGCCAUGUACACCUCUUACAGUAACUUUACCCUUCCAGGAGCCAGCAAUCAGGACACUGUCUACGGCCUAUUCCAGUGCCGUGGUAACCUCAACAGCGGUGAUUGUGGCCGUUGUGUGGCGAAAGCCGUCAGUCAACUUGGCACUCUUUGCCUUGACUCUACGGGUGGCGCGUUGCAACUCGAAGGGUGUUUCGUUAAAUAUGAUAACACGACUUUCCUGGGGGUGGAGGACAAGACGGUGGUGGUGAAAAAAUGUGGGCCGUCGAUUUCGUCUUACUCGGACGCAUUGGGUCGGCGUGAUGAGGUGUUGGGUUACUUGGGAGCAAGUGAUGGUACCUACAAGCCGUUCCGGGUUAGCGGUUCAGGGGAUGUACAAGGUGUAGCUCAGUGUGUAGGGGAUUUGAGUCCGAGCGAGUGCCAAGAUUGCUUAUCAGAAGCGAUCGGACGGCUCAAAACCGACUGUGGGGCUGCCAAAUGGGGUGACAUGUACUUGGCCAAGUGCUACGCGCGGUACUCAGAAGGUGGAGACCACUCCCACAGCCAAAAAGAUACAAAUAACAAUGAUGAUGAGAUUGAAAAGACCCUGGCAAUUCUAAUUGGACUCAUUGCUGCAGUUGCUUUGAUCAUACUCUUUUUAUCAUUCUUAUCAAAACUGUGUGACAAUGGCAAAGGUGGUAAAUAAAACAAUCAAUUCAGGGAUCUCACUAAAAAUCCUUUUCUUCUUCUGGGGAUUUGAAUCAAGUGAAAAGAAAGUUGCAGUAUAAGAUGGAAAAGCCUAAACCCCUUUUUCUUUUUCUGAGUGUAUAAUUAAGUAGUGAACACUUGUGUGAAAAUACAAGUGUUAUUUCUAGUGGGUGAAUUUGUUGGCUGUAAUUACAGCUUUUGCGAACUUUUUAGUAUAUUUGGUUGGCAAAAGCAUGAAUUCAUCAUCUAUAAUUUUAGAUUAAAUUUACUUGUUUAAUUCUAUCAAUUCAACAUUAUUUUCUAUCA
Gossypium raimondii (Peruvian cotton) is the source of this 1366-nucleotide messenger RNA. Its product is annotated as plasmodesmata-located protein 6. The transcript has 4 exons. The coding region runs from base 192 to 1058 and encodes 288 amino acids. The record is from RefSeq and is a predicted model, not a curated record. Gene Ontology annotation, cellular component: plasmodesma. Lineage: Eukaryota; Viridiplantae; Streptophyta; Magnoliopsida; Malvales; Malvaceae.